This is a messenger RNA of Paramisgurnus dabryanus, 8183 nucleotides long. Lineage: Eukaryota; Metazoa; Chordata; Actinopteri; Cypriniformes; Cobitidae. The record is from RefSeq and is a predicted model, not a curated record.
ACUCCACGCUUGCAAAGUAAAGCGCGACGCUUUCUUGAGGUUCACAUUGGAGAAUAACAUGCCAUCGACGCGGUGAACGCAUUCAAGGCUCAAAUCCGCUGUUUUGCACAAGAAAACACCACGAAAGCUUUAAAUUUGCUUAGGAAAACAGCAAGCGGUUCUUGAAAGACGCAAGUGUGGAUGUAACUGUUGCACUUUGAAUACAGACAUGAACCACUGAGACGGCGAAAGACAAAAAGCCUGGAAUACACUUGAGGGAAGAGCGCCGUCUCAUCCCACCACAUCAGAAGGUUUGCAAUCAUGAAGUCAUUGUGGCUACUGGCAUUUUUCUUCUCCGUUUUGACCAGGACCAACGUGGCUUUUCCCAUGUCUCCUACUGAACUCCCUGAAGUUAGCGGGACCUUCAGGGUUAAAGACACAAGCCUGACACACCUCACGGUGCACCGCAAAACCGGCGAGGUCUUCGUCGGAGCGAUAAACCGUGUCUACAAGCUCUCUGCCAAUCUGACCGAACAGCGUUCGCAUCAAACGGGACCCGUGGACGACAACGCCAAAUGCUACCCGCCUCCCAGCGUUCGAACCUGCACGCAGAAGCUGGAGUCCACAGACAAUGUCAACAAAUUGCUGCUGGUCGAUUACGCUGGCAACCGACUGGUAGCUUGUGGAAGCAUCUGGCAGGGCGUGUGCCAGUUCCUGCGGCUGGAAGAUCUCUUUAAGCUCGGUGAACCACAUCACCGUAAGGAACACUACCUCUCGGGAGCCAAAGAGUCCGAUGGGAUGGCUGGAGUCGUGGUGGGAGAGGACGAUGGAGAUUUGAAGAAGAAAAAGAAAGGUGGCAGUCGCCUCUUCAUUGGCGCGGCCAUCGAUGGCAAAUCUGAGUAUUUUCCCACCUUAUCCAGCCGUAAACUGGUGGCCGACGAGGAGAGCGUGAAUAUGUUUAGCCUUGUCUACCAGGAUGAGUUUGUUUCCUCACAGAUCAAGAUCCCUUCAGACACCUUGUCUCAGUAUCCCGCGUUCGAUAUCUACUACGUUUAUGGCUUCUCCAGCCGCACAUACAUUUAUUUCCUUACUUUACAACUAGACACCCAGCUCACCCAAGUGGACGCGACGGGCGAGAAGUUUUUUACGUCAAAGAUUGUACGCAUGUGCUCCAACGACACGUUGUUUUAUUCGUACGUAGAGUUCCCGCUUGGGUGCACCAAGGACGGCGUGGAAUAUCGACUUGUUCAAGCUGCGUACAAGCACCGGCCAGGGAAGAUACUGGCUCAGGCUCUCGGCUUGUCUGAGGACGAGGAUGUCCUGUUUGUCAUCUUCUCGCAAGGUCAGAAGAACAGGGCUAACCCACCCAGAGAAACGGUACUAUGUCUGUUCACGCUGCACCAGAUCAACCUGGCCAUGCGAGAGAGGAUCAAGUCGUGUUACCGUGGUGAAGGAAAGCUGUCUUUACCGUGGUUGCUGAACAAGGAGCUGCCAUGCAUUAACACUCCCAAGCAGAUUGGCGAUGAUUUCUGUGGCUUGGUUCUGAAUCAACCUCUCGGAGGUCUGAGGGUCAUCGAAGGCACACCGUUGUUUGACGACCGGACCGACGGCAUGGCGUCCGUGGCUGCGUACACUUACGGCGAUCAUUCGGUGGUGUUCGUUGGCACGCGCAGCGGUCACCUUAAGAAGAUUCGAGUGGAUGGUGCACCACCGCCACCUGAAAACGCUUUACUUUACGAGACGGUCACUGUCGUGGAGGGAAGCCCGAUCCUGCGUGACAUGAUGUUCAGUCCAGAUUAUCAAUAUAUUUACCUGCUGAGUGAGAAACAGGUGAGCCGUCUGUCAGUGGAAAGCUGUUCUCAGUACAGCACCUGUAGGACGUGUCUGGGCUCUGGGGAUCCUCACUGCGGCUGGUGUGUCCUGCAUAACAAGUGCUCCAGAAAGGAAGCGUGUAAGAAGUGGGCGGAGCCUCUGCACUUCAGCUCUGAACUGGAACAAUGUGUCGAUAUCACCGUCACUCCUAAUAACAUGUCCGUAACCUCGGCUUCGACACAGCUGAGUGUGAAGGUAGCGAACGUCCCGAACCUCUCCACGGGUGUCACAUGUGUGUUUGAAGAGCUGACGGAGAGUCCAGGUGAAGUGUUGGCCAAAGGACAUAUCCUCUGUAUGUCCCCGUCUCUGCGGGACGUCCCAUCUGUCACACAGGGUUAUGGCGAUAAACGGGUCGUGAAGCUCUCUCUGAAGUCCAGAGAGACGGGUCUUAAAUUCAUCACCACCGAUUUCAUCUUCUACAACUGCAGCGUCUUGCAAUCGUGUUCAUCGUGUGUAAGCAGUCCAUUUCCAUGUAACUGGUGUAAAUAUCGUCACAUCUGCACUAAUAAUGUGGCCGAGUGUUCCUUCCAGGAAGGCCGAGUGAGCAGCGCUGAGGGCUGCCCUCAAAUUCUACCCAGCAGCGACAUCCUGGUACCGGCGGGAAUCGUUCGGCCAAUCACGUUGCGAGCUCGGAACCUGCCCCAGCCUCAGUCGGGUCAAAAGAACUAUGAGUGCGUCUUUAAUAUCCAGGGGAAGAUCCAGCGCAUUCCUGCGGUCCGUUUCAACAGCUCCUGUAUUCAAUGCCAGAACACUUCGUACUGGUAUGAUGGGAAUGAGAUGGGUGACCUGCCUGUGGAUUUCUCUAUUGUGUGGGACGGUGACUUUCCUAUCGACAAGCCGCCCACCACGAGAGCUCUCUUAUAUAAGUGUGAAGCACAGAGAGACAGCUGUGGACUGUGUCUGAAGGCAGAAAGCACAUUUGAAUGCGGCUGGUGUUUGGCCGAUAAGAAGUGUCUCUUAAAACAACACUGCUCUUCACCUGAAAGCAACUGGAUGCAUCAGGGCCGACGUAACAUACGCUGCAGUCAUCCACGCAUUACUAUGAUCCGACCUCAAACAGGGCCGAAAGAGGGCGGCACGCGUGUGACCAUUGAGGGUGAAAACCUGGGGCUGCAGGUUCGAGAGAUCACGCAUGUGCGUGUGGCGGGCGUCCGCUGCAACCCUGCUGCCGCUGAAUAUGUCAGCGCGGAGAGGAUCGUGUGUGAUAUGGAAGAAUCUCUCAUGUCGAGCCCUCCCAGUGGUCCGGUGGAGUUGUGUAUCGGCGACUGCAGCGCUGAGUACCGGACACAGUCAUCUCAAACGUACUCUUUUGUGACUCCGAGUUUCAGUCGGGUGCGGCCGGAGAAAGGACCGGUGUCUGGUGGGACCAGGUUGACCAUCUCAGGCCGACAUCUGGACGCCGGCAGCGCCGUGACCGUGUUUUUGGCUCAAGAAGAGUGUCUGUUUGUCAGGAGAACGGGGCGUGAGAUCGUGUGCGUGACUCCACCAUCAGCAUCAGGCUCUGGGCUUUCAUCGGUCAAGAUGCGCGUGGAUAAGGCGGAAUUCACCAGCGAUGCCUCUUACACUUACACCGAAGAUCCAAACAUCUCCAACAUCGAGCCUAACUGGAGCAUUAUAAAUGGCAGCACCACCCUCACGGUCACAGGAACCAAUCUUCUAACCAUUCAGGAACCUAAAGUCAGAGCCAAAUAUGGAGGAGUGGAGACCACAAAUGUUUGUACCGUGGUAAAUGACUCUGUGAUGACCUGUCUGGCUCCGGGAAUUAUUUACACCAAACGUCAGGCUCCCGAGAGCGGAAUCCACCCGGAUGAGUUCGGCUUCAUCCUGGACCAUGUUUCUGCCCUCCUUAUCCUUAAUGGAACCCCUUUUACAUACUACCCAAACCCGACCUUUGACCCCCUUGGGAAUGCUGGGAUACUGGAGGUCAAACCAGGAUCGCCUAUUAUUCUAAAGGGAAAGAAUCUCAUCCCUCCCGCCCCUGGAAACGCCCGUCUGAAUUACAGUGUCAUGAUUGGAGACACGCCCUGUCUAUUAACGGUCUCUGAAUCUCAGCUGCUCUGUGAUUCGCCGGAUCUGACCGGUGAACAGCGAGUGAUGAUUCUGGUUGGAGGUUUGGAGUAUUCUCCCGGAACACUUCACAUUUAUUCCGACAGCACGCUAACGCUUCCCGCCAUCAUCGGGAUCGGGGCGGGCGGAGGCGUGCUUCUCAUCGCCAUCAUCGCCGUGCUCAUCGCCUACAAACGCAAGACGAGAGACGCUGACCGGACGCUCAAACGUCUGCAGCUUCAGAUGGACAACCUGGAGUCUCGGGUCGCUCUGGAGUGCAAAGAAGCAUUUGCCGAGCUCCAAACAGACAUCCAAGAGCUGACCAACGACAUGGAUGGUGUAAAGAUCCCCUUCCUGGAGUAUCGUACCUACACCAUGCGUGUGAUGUUUCCUGGCAUUGAGGAGCACCCGGUUCUUAAGGAGCUGGAUUCUCCGGCUAACGUGGAGAAGGCUCUGCGUUUGUUCAGUCAACUGCUGCACAACAAGAUGUUUCUGCUGAACUUCAUUCACACGCUGGAGGCUCAGAGGUCUUUCUCCAUGCGGGAUCGCGGUAACGUGGCCUCCCUCCUCAUGGCGGCGCUGCAGGGACGAAUGGAGUACGCCACCGUGGUGCUCAAACAGCUGCUGGCCGACCUGAUAGAGAAGAACCUGGAGAACCGAAACCACCCCAAACUUCUGCUUAGACGAACUGAAUCUGUGGCCGAAAAGAUGCUCACCAACUGGUUUACGUUCCUUCUUCACCGUUUCCUAAAGGAGUGUGCUGGUGAGCCUCUGUUCAUGCUUUACUGUGCUAUAAAACAACAAAUGGAAAAAGGGCCCAUAGAUGCCAUCACAGGAGAGGCGAGAUACUCCCUGAGCGAAGACAAGCUCAUCCGACAGCAGAUCGACUACAAGCAGCUGACACUCAUGUGUAUUCCUCCAGAAGGGGAGGCAGGUACGGAGGUCCCUGUUAAGGUGUUGAACUGUGACACAAUCACUCAGGUGAAGGACAAACUGCUAGACGCUGUGUACAAAGGCAUCCCGUAUUCGCAACGACCACAGGCCGACGACAUGGACCUUGAAUGGCGACAGGGUCGACUGACCAGAAUCAUCUUGCAAGACGAAGACGUCACCACAAAGAUCGAGAGCGACUGGAAGAGAUUAAACACGCUGGCACACUAUCAGGUGACAGAUGGAUCUUUGGUGGCUCUGGUUCAGAAGCAAGUCUCCGCUUACAACAUCGCCAACUCCUUCACGUUCACUCGCUCACUCAGUCGAUACGAGAGUCUCUUAAGGACAUCCAGUAGUCCAGACAGUCUGCGGUCCAGAGCUCCCAUGAUCACUCCAGACCAGGAGACGGGAACCAAACUCUGGCACCUGGUGAAAAACCACGAGCACGCAGACCAACGCGAGGGCGACCGCGGGAGCAAGAUGGUGUCUGAGAUUUACCUUACACGCUUACUUGCUACAAAGGGCACGCUGCAGAAGUUUGUGGACGAUCUGUUUGAGACGGUGUUCAGUACGGCCCAUCGCGGCAGUGCUCUUCCGCUGGCCAUCAAAUACAUGUUUGAUUUCCUGGACGAGCAGGCAGAUAAACGUCAGAUCACCGACCCGGACGUACGGCACACCUGGAAGAGCAACUGCCUUCCUCUGCGGUUUUGGGUCAAUGUGAUCAAAAACCCUCAGUUUGUUUUCGACAUCCAUAAGAACAGCAUCACAGAUGCCUGUCUGUCUGUGGUGGCCCAGACCUUUAUGGAUUCAUGUUCGACGUCUGAACAUCGCCUGGGCAAAGACUCUCCUUCGAACAAGCUCCUCUACGCUAAAGACAUCCCCAACUAUAAGAGCUGGGUGGAGAGAUAUUACCGAGACAUCAGCAAGAUGCCAAGUAUUAGCGAUCAGGACAUGGACGCCUAUCUGGUAGAGCAGUCUCGUCUCCAUGGCAACGAGUUCAACACACUGAGCGCGCUCAGUGAACUCUAUUUCUACAUCAACAAGUACAAGGAAGAGAUUUUGACAGCACUGGACAGAGACGGCUAUUGCCGCAAACACAAGCUACGACACAAACUGGAACAAGCCAUUAACCUGAUGUCUGGCAGCAGUUGAGGAUAGUGAAUGAUGGGACGGGAGAGGAGGUUGAGCGUUCGGGGGUUGGGGAGGGUUGACAUCGGACGGACUGAUUCAUGGUAGAAGAUCCGCAGCUCGUGCUAGCAUGAGGCGAGGCUAAAACACUGGACAAUCAAAAGAAACCACAGCACAGCAUACGAAGCCCAAUGUUUUUCCGGACCAGAACCCGUACGCCCAAACGCCCCGCUCCCUAAUGCCUCGGCUCAGCCUUGAGAAACCUCUGUCCUGCGCUGACCUCUCUUCACACAUUGCUCGCGUCGAAGCAACUGCCUGACAAACUUUUAUCAAACACAGAUCGGACUACUGUGGAUCAGACACAUUCCAAUGAGAAAGGUGCACGUGCUGUUGGAAGCUCCCGGAAUGCCGAGAUGGUGCCAUGGAAAAAUAGCCGCAGAAAUUAAUUCCUCAUAUUGACAAGAUUCAAGAUUUCUGGAACAUUCGUGUGCGGGUGCGUUUAUGGCAAAAAAAUGACCAAAUGUUGGAGAGAACUGCAUUAUGGGUAGUGUUGAGGCUGGGCAGAAUGAGAGGAACCUUCACGUCCUCAUCUCGAAAAUGCCAUAGACGUAUAAAAGCGCCUUUUUCUGUCUUUUAUUCUUUCUUUCUUGUGAUUCUGGGGGCCAAAUGGACCUCUUCUGGAGAAGAGGUAUGGAUCAGCAUCUUUUGAUCAUUUCUGUCGCAUCCGGAAAUGACACUCGAACACUUGCCGACGUGAAUCCCCGGGAAAGGCAUUCAUCCUAAAUUGGAGGCCUUUUCCCUCCUUGUACCCUCUGCGCUAUUUGCUUUUUUGUACACCGCUGUGUUACUGUGAGUUUUGGAGUGUUUACUCCGAUUUCUGUGGUCCAAAAUUGCGUCGCUGAGGACCGAGUGCUGUCCUUCGGUCAGGCAUCUUUAAUGUAGUAAAUCCAUCUAGAGCAAUAACUCUCAAAUAAUCCUGCAAGCCAUGAGUUUUAAGUUCAAAUUCACUGUCCUGACUCGAAAUUCCCAGCGUUCGUUAGCGGAUACGUGCAGUUACGCCUAAUUUUCGCCAUCGUCCCGUUGUUCUGUCGAAACGUAUUCACAAUGCCAAGCACAACGAAAGGGCGACUGCUCAACUCGCUGAUUGUUUUGUUGCCGUUUUAACAGGCCGAUGCAAUUUUUGACAUUGUAGAGUAGCCGUAGGAUUUCACAAAUCUCGUACAAAGUCGUCCGCAUAAACCUUACUGAUGGGGUUUCUGCUUCAUUGAAUAUGGAGAUUGUAUCCGAUCUGUCUGUAUACACAAACAACAAGGCCUUAAGUCAUUUCCUCCUAUCUCUGAAAUGGGUUUCUUGAUCUUUGCGACAGCAGUGCUGCCCUCUGCUGUCACGGAGGUAAACUGCAAACCGUCGGUUUUACUCCAGGUACUCUAUCUAGGUGGGAGCUUGAAUCGAAAUAAAUAUAUAAAAUAUUCUCUGUUUUCUAUUCCUUGCUGUUUGUGGUUCUGAGUUCUGCCCUGUUUAACUGCGUAUCGAUUGUGUUUUUGAGUAAAGUUACAAACAGAAUGUAAAGCAUGACACAUUUAUACACGUUCCCCUUUCAAACGCAAACAAUCUUCAGAAGAUCAAAGCCAGGGCUACAGGGAGAUCUAUUUGUUUUCUAUACAAUCUUGAAAGUAUAUUCAUUUUAGACUUUAGCAAGGUCGGUUCAGGCAAAUAAACAUCCACCAAAGCAUUCAUAAUAUGGGAUAAAACGGUAGUGAAAUCCAUUGGGGCCUUAUUAGUUAUACUUUGAGUUUGAAUGUAGAUAUUUAAUGAUCAUUACACUUUGAACAACAUAAGAAGUAUGAACAUUAUUUUUUGAUGUUAAACAUUAUUUUCUUUAUUUUGAUUUGUUCCUUUUAUAGAUUUUUAAUUUGGUCUAGAUGUGGCAUUAUCAAAAGCCCCAUUUUUGUUUAUCUCAAGGCUGAAAUGGUUGAAAUAUGAGGACAGGUUGUUCUCAACUAAAUGUGGGACUCAUUUGCACAUGAAAAAAAGUUUUUGGAUGAUAAUUAAUCAUUUUUUGGGUGGGGGAAUGGGGUCAUCUCAUGAAUCUGGCUCAUCAUCGGCACUCUUGCAACACGAUACGCAUCCGUCAGGAAUAGUUUGCCAGAGCUGCGCAGUCAGCAGCGCAGGUGUCGUCUGGACAAACCACUCUCAAAAUUAAACACAAUUAUAAAUCUACUUAAAAA